AUGCCCUCCUCAGCCUCCGUCUCCGCCUCGGUCUCGGUCUCGGCCUCGGCCUCUUCUACCACAACCACAACCAGUGGGGCCCACUCGGACCUUCUGACCCGGCUGACCUCAUCCGAAUCCGAAGUCCAGCUCAAGGCUCUGAGGGAGCUCAAGAACCGCAUCAUCGGCAACCGGACCAAGAAGCUCUCCUUCAUCAAGCUCGGUUUGGUACCACCCGUCGCCGCCAUCCUCGCGUCCAAAGCCCAAGCCCAAGUCCAAGCCCAAGCCCAGGCUCAGGCCCGUCACGACUCCAAUCUCCUUGUUCAGUCCACCGCUGCCCUAGGAAGCUUCGCUUGCGGCUUCGAUGCCGGAGUCCGAGCUGUUCUCGACGCCGGUGUGUUUCCUAACCUCUUCUUGCUUCUAUCGCAUCCUGAUGAUAAGGUUGUGGAUGCUGGUGCACGUUCCUUAAGAAUGAUUUAUCAGUCGAAACUAGCUCCAAAGUGUGAUUUCCUUCAAGAAAAAAACAUGGAAUUUCUUCUUUCAUUAUUGAAUAGUGAGAAUGAGAAUGUUACUGGACUUGGUGCAAGUAUUAUCUUACAUUCUUGUGAGAGUACUGCAGAGCAGAAGGCACUGUGUCAUGCUGGGGUUGUAAAGAAGCUAAUUAGCCUUCUUGAAGGUUCUCUAAGUCAGAGAGAUAAUAGUUUAGAGUCUCUAGCCACAGUUAUGAAGAACAAUGUUGAAGCUGUUUCGGAGUUUGUGGGAUCUGAAAGUGGAAGAGCUCUGAGUUCUGUAAUUGGAUUGACAAAGGAUAGGUAUCCCCGUACAAGAUUAUUGGCCUCUAUGUGCUUGAUUGUUAUAAGGAACACUUCUGCUUGCUAUUUACAAGAUAUAGGCAUCAAAACCAAGUUGGUGCAUCUCUUACUUGAACUUCAUGAUGAUCCUGGUCAAGUUGGAGAUGAAGCUCCCUUUGCAUUUUCUAGUUUAAUUUCAGAAAAACCAGAUCUACAGAAACUAGCAUUUGAGGCAAAUGCUAUUGAUAAACUUUACAACCACUUGCAAAAAAGUCAGUUACGUCCCAAACGUUUCCAAGGAAUAUUGCUGGCACUGGCCGAUCUAUGCUCAAAGUUGGAGAGCUGCAGGUCUAGAUUCCUGUCAUUGCAGGCGUUGAACUUGGUAUCUGAUGCGCUAACUCAUGAUAGUUCUGACGUACGUACUGCAGCUUGCAUGUGCUUGAGAUGUGUCUCUCGGUCGAUCAAGAAUUUGUGUGCAGGUAAUUUUUUGAAUGAAAUGAUUGUCCCUCCCUUGGUUCGGCUAUUAGAUGACCCUUCUACUUCUGUCCAGGUUGCAGCUAUCAGUGUUCUUGGCAACAUAGCAGUUGAUUUUACUAUGCGUAGGUCAUUAUUUGUACAGUGUGGAGGUGUGAAACAGCUUGUUCAGUUAUCAAAAUCAAUGGAUUCAACUGUGAGGUUAAAUGCUUUAUGGGCUUUGAGGAACUUGAUGUUCCUUGCAGACAAUGUAUGUAAAGAAGGGAUCUUCAUGGAAUUCACAGCUUCGUCAUUAGCAAGUGUCAUCUGUGACCCUGAACCUUUUGUCCAGGAGCAGGCUCUGGCACUUAUUCGUAAUCUAGUUGAUGGAUGUAUUAAGUCUGUUGAGCUUGUGUUUACUGAAGAUGGUAUGAUAUUAGAUGCUGUUCGGAGGCAGUUGCAGAAUGCUUCAACAGAUGAAAUUUGGAUACAGGGAAUGUAUGUGCUCAGUAAUGUUGCAAGUGGGACUGAAUUUCACAAGGAAGCAGUUAUGCAUCAACUCAUCCCACAAGAAGACAAUGGGACACAAUCUUUUAUUCUCAAGUGUUUGCAGAGUAAUGAAAGCCAGUUACGUACAGCUGCAGUGUGGGCCAUUGUGAAUCUUACUUUUCCAUCAAGUCCUGGUUCAUUUAGCCGGCUUGUAAAACUGCACAGUGCUGGCAUAGUUUCUCAAAUAAAGAGCAUGGUCAAUGAUCCUUGCCCAGACGUUAAGCUUCGAGUAAGAACAGCACUUGGGCAAUUUACGACCUUCGGUGAUUGCUCAACAUGA
Prunus armeniaca (apricot) is the source of this 2052-nucleotide messenger RNA. NCBI's taxonomy places the organism in Eukaryota, Viridiplantae, Streptophyta, Magnoliopsida, Rosales, Rosaceae. The record is from the annotation of a GenBank genome assembly.